Messenger RNA from Anopheles funestus (African malaria mosquito), 1268 nucleotides. RefSeq names its product probable ATP-dependent DNA helicase HFM1. Lineage: Eukaryota; Metazoa; Arthropoda; Insecta; Diptera; Culicidae. The coding region runs from base 192 to 1268 and encodes 358 amino acids. The transcript has 4 exons. Gene Ontology annotation, molecular function: nucleic acid binding; ATP binding. The record is from RefSeq and is a predicted model, not a curated record.
GGUACAGAGAGAAUACACUACACCAUCACAAUCCAGUUCUGCUGCAAACUGUUGCUAGGCAACCGAAAGCCGGUUAAAUGUCAUACAAAGAAAUUGUCACACACUAAAGCAGUUCGGCCAAUGGUGAUCAAGAAAUCUAGAUAAUCUGCUAGCUUGAGACAUUAUCAGCUUCUGAUAAGUGCGUCCAAUACAUGAUGGCACAGCUUGUUCUAUCGCAACAAGCGUGUCCGUUUGACACAGAAAAAAUACACGGCGAUUCAUCGGAGCUAUCGGAUCAAACAUUUACCAUUGACGAUCUUGAUCCGGCGACUCGAGAAGCGUUUCCUAAGCUGAAAGCAUUCAACAAGGUACAGUUAGCAGUCGCCAAAACCGUCAUACAAACGGAUAGUUCGAUCGUCGUCAAUGCACCUACCGGCUCCGGGAAAACCGUUAUCCUUGAGCUGGCCAUGGCAAAGCUUGCCCGGCAAGCAAAAGAUAGUCCCUUUCGAAUACUCUACCUGGCACCAACGCGAUCGCUCUGUGCGGAAAAGUUUCAAGACUGGAAGGUACGGUUCGCUGCCCUGGGCAUUAGUUGCAUCCAGUUCGAUGGGGAUAAUGCGGUCGAGGAUGUCACUAAACUCAGCAACCAUCGGCUUAUACUAAGUACGCCGGAAAAAUGGGAAGUUUUCACCCGGCACUGGGACGAUCAGAAUGUGGCAUCCGUAUUACGCCCCAUUCGGUUGUUUCUGAUUGAUGAGAUUCAAGUCAUUAACGAUUCGGAACGUGGUUCCAAUCUAGAGCUUGUAGUGUCUCGCAUGAAGUACAUCGAUUCACGGCUUCGUAGAGACAACCCGUACGGUAGUGGAGUGCCAGAGUCGAUCCGAUUUAUUGCCGUCUCAGCCUGUAUCCCCAACGUGAAUGAUUUCGCACAAUGGCUCAAAAACGAUCGGAACGUGGUACCGUUCUCGUUCGACGAAACAAACCGAACAACGAAAAUCGAACGACACGUGCUGAACUUUCCAUGUGCUUCGAAUCCGUUCAAAUUCGAAUUGAAUCUCAACUAUAAGCUCCCAGCGAUCAUUGAUCAAUUUUCGAGCCAAAAGCCAACCCUUGUCUUUUUGGGACCAAUGCUCAACGAAUUGGCCGACAAUCUGGCAAAUCGAAACUUGCAAGAGUGUGUAACGAAAGGAGUCGGUUAUCAUCAUGCCGGUUUGCUGCACAACGAUCGCAUCCAGAUUGAGAACCACUUCCGUGCCGGUCACAUCGCAGUACUAUGCUUCAACGUUUAA